This is a messenger RNA of Zalophus californianus (California sea lion), 1104 nucleotides long. It is a transcript of the gene UPK3BL2, whose product is annotated as uroplakin 3B like 2. The record is from RefSeq and is a predicted model, not a curated record. The transcript is spliced from 6 exons. The coding region runs from base 204 to 1055 and encodes 283 amino acids. NCBI's taxonomy places the organism in Eukaryota, Metazoa, Chordata, Mammalia, Carnivora, Otariidae.
CCGAACCCAUAGGGCCAGCAGAUUCUGCCCCCAAACCUGUCCAACCAGUUGUCUGGGAAGAGGGGGCACCUUGGGAGGAGCUGCAGGAGGUGCCCGAAGCUGCCGCCUCAAUCCCCCCCCCAACCCCCCGGCAGUCAGCGGAGGCUCGGGGGCGCUGCGGACAGACCCUGGGACAGACAGACUGUCGGACGCUCGGCCUGGCCAUGGGGCUCGGUGGGGGUCGGUAUCGGCUGCUGCCGCUGUUGCUGCUGCUGACCGUCCUCCAGUGGGGGACAGGCCUGGAGCGCAUCAGCUAUGUACCCCAGCUCGCAAGCCCCACCCUGGCAGGGACACUCACCCAGUCUACCUUCACGCUGGAGCAGCCAACGGGCCAGUUCAGUCACCUCAACAUCUCUGACUUGGACGCCAUCUGGCUGGUGGUGGCCCACAGCAACGCCACCCCGAACUUCACUGCCCCACGGAGGGUGGAGGACAUCCCAGCCCCCGCUGACUUCACCCAGAGGGGCUACUACCUCACGCUGAUGGCCCACCGGUCACUCUACCUGGGCAACCAGACUGGGAACCAGCUCCGGGUCCUCCGCGUUGGCAAUGAUACCAGCUGCUUCCCGGCCAAACGGGGCUGCAACGCGCCCCUGCCGGGCCCGGGCCCCUACCGAGUGAAGUUCCUGGUGAUGAGGGACAGGGAACCUGUGGCUGAGACAGAGUGGUCCAGUAAGACCCGCCUGCAGCAAGCUGAGGCACUGCAGGCUGCCCCAGGGCCCCAAAGCGCGGGCACCGUGGUCAGCAUUGCCAUUUUGUCCGUCCUGCUGGCUGUCCUCCUCACUGCCCUCCCUGCUCUGCUCAUCUACACCUGCUAUGACACCCGUGGGAGCACUCCCAUUUCGGGCCCUGAGCAGUCGGUGUGCGUGAGAAGAUAUGACACCCACCACGUGAUCAGCCUUCCGGCCGUGGGGGACUCCAGCCUACAGAUCCUGGGCUGGGGGCACGCCCUACCUUUUCUGGAGCCCCGGGGAGGAGAGUGCUUCCAAGUGAGGGUGGGGGGAGGGUGUCCUUAGCGCCAAAUUGGGCCUGUCUUUGUCAGAAAUAAAUGUCCCCAACACCCCC